CACCUGGCUCUUGUCUCCCUUUCCCUGCCAUCACGGAAUCUCCCUUCCUGCUCGUCGGGGGACCAAAAUGGAAACUCCCCUUGAAGAGGCUCUGGAGGUUAUGGUUGCUACCUUCUAUAAAUAUUCCUGCAAGGAAGGCGACAAGUUAAAGAUCAACAAGGCCGAGAUGAGGGAGUUGCUACUUAACGAACUACCCGUCUUUGUCAAGGGCAAGAUUGACGAACGGGGUUUUGAAUACUUGAUGAAGAAACUAGAUGAAAAUGGAGAUGAGGAGCUAGAUUUCCAGGAGUACGCCGUCUUCCUAGCUCUCACCGCUUCCCUGUGUGACGAAUUCUUCCAGGAGUGCUCUGAUGUUAGCAACCGGAAGAUGUGAGGCCGACUCUUCUUUUUAAAAGUUAUAAAAAUAACAUCUACUUGGUAAUUAACAGCAACGCACAGAUUGUGUCCCAUGAGCAAGUCCAACUGAAGGGAACCACCAACAUGCAGAUGUUAAAUAAGCUCAGAGAGCAUUCCUUGAACGAAGAAAGUCCAGAUUCACCCAGGCAAAUAUUCCUAGAAAGACUGAUGGGUUACUGUUGGAUGAGGAAUA
Molecule: messenger RNA, 589 nt
Organism: Hemicordylus capensis (graceful crag lizard)
Lineage: Eukaryota; Metazoa; Chordata; Lepidosauria; Squamata; Cordylidae
Product: protein S100-A2-like
Exons: 3
Coding region: 68-373 (101 amino acids)
Cellular component (GO): cytoplasm
Molecular function (GO): transition metal ion binding; calcium ion binding
Source: RefSeq, a predicted model, not a curated record